Molecule: messenger RNA, 1688 nt
Organism: Oncorhynchus kisutch (coho salmon)
Lineage: Eukaryota; Metazoa; Chordata; Actinopteri; Salmoniformes; Salmonidae
Product: fatty acid-binding protein, heart-like
Exons: 4
Coding region: 234-635 (133 amino acids)
Molecular function (GO): lipid binding
Source: RefSeq, a predicted model, not a curated record
CUGUUUAUGAACUGAGACCGGGAACCAGCUGGCUGAGGGGACAUCUGUCUGUCUGUCUGUCUGUCUUCUCCCCUCCCCCUCUCAGAGUGAUGACAUCACGAACAGCCGGUCUUAAAUCGACCAGUAGGAUUGCAGCAUGGCAGUGGUGCUGACUCCAUUCUCUCUGCUCCUCUCCCUCCUCUCCCUCCUCUCUCUCUCUUGCUGCCCUCUCAUUUCUCCACACUACUGCUAACAUGGCUGAGGCAUUCACAGGCACAUGGAACCUGAAGGAGAGCAAGAACUUUGAUGAAUACAUGAAGGCCCUGGGUGUGGGCUUUGCAACCCGCCAGGUUGGCGGUAUGACCAAGCCCACCACCGUCAUCGAGGUAGCGGGAGACACGGUCACUCUGAAGACGCAGAGCACCUUCAAGAACACCGAGAUCAACUUCAAACUGGGAGAGGAGUUCGACGAGACCACCGCCGACGACAGGAAGGUCAAGUCCCUAAUAACGGUUGAGGGUGGUAAGAUGAUUCACGUGCAGAAGUGGGACGGCAAGGAGACCACUCUGGUCCGUGAAGUCAGCGGCAACGCCCUCGAACUGACACUGAAACUUGGUGAUGUCAUCUGCACACGCUCCUACAUCAAGGCCGAGUAACAACGUCCAAAAAACGAUCCUUUACCACACCUGCCAAAAUAACAACAACCCUUCACCCUUAACCCCCGAUCCACACUGUAACGACCUCUAACCCCCGACCCCUUCUAUGUUGUCCCGUCCUUCUCUUUGUAUGAAACACUGAAUAAAUUCCACUGACGUUUAUUUUCUUCUCUAAAGCCUUCCUGAGUUCUUCUCUGUCAGUCACCUCACAAUCCCCAUGACAACAGUCACAACACCUACAUCAGAGGCUCGACUUUCAUCAAUCCACAGGGAUUUUGCCACUGGCCUGGAGGAAAAUCAGUGAAUCUACUAACUGUGUGUAGCAACCAUUUUGUGCCAAAUGGCUCAUCACGUGUUUCAGUUGUAGCAGCCAUCUGGGUGGGUUAUGGCAGCCAUUUUGUGCCAAAUGGCUCAUCACGUGUUUCAGUUGUAGCAGCCAUCUGGGUGGGUUAUGGCAGCCAUUUUGUGCCAAAUGGCUCAUCACGUGUUUCAGUUGUAGCAGCCAUCUGGGUGGGUUAUGGCAGCCAUUUUGUGCCAAAUGGCUCAUCACGUGUUUCAGUUGUAGCAGCCAUCUGGGUGGGCUAUGGCAGCCAUUUUGUGCCAAGUUGAGAUCUGAGGCUGCUGUAGGGGAAGCAGCACAUGGCUCCUCAGACGGAUCAAAACUGCUCUAUAUUCUGCUGUCAGAGAAGGGUGUGUGUAGGCAUUGCAUGUGCGUAUUGUUGGAUUCUGGGUAAACUUUGAACAUUGAGAUAUUAAAGACAUGAUAGAUCAGACGCAUAGUAUAUAAAGGAGUGAGAAGGUAAUGGUUCUCUGUAGUAAGACAACUAAGCUUGGAAUGUGUUGAGUGCAGGGAAAACAAUGGGAUGUGACAGUACUGAUAAGGGGAGAAACUGUUGAAGGCUCAUAUCACUUAGUUCUCUGCUUAGCAAGAAGGAUGCAAUGUUUAGAGAUACGGAGGAGACUCCACCCAAAGUGGGGUAUGAAUACCACCAUGUCUGUGUCUGAAUUACAGCUGUAACGACCCUUUGGGAAGAAUUAAACUUUGACAAGGUC